UAAUGACAUUUUCCUCAUUUUGCAUUUUAGUUUGUUGCAAAUUUCAGUACACAAGUCAAUCUAUUCUCUCUGUGGCUAAGGAACUUGUAAAUUGUCAUUUGCCAUCAUAUGAACUGGGCCUUAUUGGUACAGAAACUAUGUAAAAUGCUAACAUUUAGAUUGGUGUUAGAAUAAAGCUUUUGCUUGUAGCCUUUAUGGACGAGGUUGACUUUCUGUUCAUGCUUUGUAUAAAUGAUUACCCUCAUUGUUCAUAGAUUAGUAGCUAUUAUGAGCUCUAGGCAGGUUAAUGAUUUUGUUAUCAGCCAGUAUAUAUAAUAACAUGGUGAUGGAUAUACUUUGCUUAAUGUUUACGCAUCAGCCACUAUCAAUUCUGACUAGCGCGUUAAGCACCUAGGAGGCUGUUCUGAUAAUAUCUGAGCCUUGCUUUAUCUAGUGUUUUACAUGCGAAUAUGCUUAAUUUCCUGUCUGAUACUUGAGGUCUCUAAUCAGUUUUACCUUGACAAGAAGAUGCUCCUAAUUUUGUUUUAAACUGCACUUCUAUUUCAAAUGUUUUUUUUGAUAUGCUGUAGUAUUUUUUUUAGAUUGUGUGCUACGUGUUUAAUUAAAAGCCUCUAAGAACAUCAACAUGGUUAUAUGCAGUAAUGGCACGGCUUCCGUUAAGUAAAAGAAAUUCUAGGCGAAGGAAGAGAAUUAUGCUCUAUAUGGUGUGGCUGAAAAUGAUUGCUUCAAUAUCUUGGUAUUUUCAAAUGAUUGUUGUGUUAGGGACUAGGGUAGCACUAAGACCAAGGUACUCAAUUUUUAAGAUGGAAAGGAUUCACUAUGUUGAUAGGUUAGUUAAACAAAGUGAUGAUAUGUGUAUUAAAAAUCUUCGGAUGGAUAUGAAGACAUUUCAUAAACUAUGUUUUACCCUUGAGUCAAGAGGAUAUAUACGCGAUACCAAGUAUAUGAAUGUGACUGAACAAGUUGCUGUGUUUUUAUACAUAUUAGCUCAUCAUGAAAAAAUGAGUGUUUUGAGCACAAAUUUCCAAAGGUCAACUGAAACAAUUAGUAGACAUGUUCAUAUGGUUCUUAAUGGGGUUUUGAGAUUACAAGAAUUUAAACCACCUGAACCGAUUCCAAAUGACUCAACCGAUGAAAAGUGGAAGUACUUUAAGAAUUGUCUUGGAGCUCUGGAUGGAACACAUAUUAGAAUGAACGUACCUGUACAAGACAAGCCUAGGUAUCGGAACAGAAAAGGUGAAAUUACAAUCAAUGUCCUUGCUGCGGUCACACCUAAUUUGCAGUUUACUUAUGUGCUAACCGGUUGGGAAGGAUCUGCUGCUGAUGGGAGAGUCCUAAAAGAUGCGUUGUCACGAAAGAAUGGACUAAAAGUUCCUAAGGGUACUUACUAUCUCGUAGAUGCGGGUUAUACUAAUGGAGAAGGAUUUUUGACACCUUUUCGAGGAGUAAAGUACCAUAGGAAUGAAUGGAAAGAGGGAUAUCAACCAAUAUGUGCCAAAGAGUAUUUUAAUAUGAGACACUCAACGGCGCGAAAUGUGGUUGAACGUGCUUUUGGGAUUUUAAAAAAGAGAUGGGCUAUAUUAAGAAGUCCGUCAUUUUACCCUCUUAAAAUUCAAAAUCGGAUUAUUCUAGCUUGUUGUGUGUUGCAUAAUUAUAUUAGAGCCGAAAUGAAUAGUGAUUCUUGCGAACUCGACUUUGACAUGGAAGGGGGAACAAAUAUGGAGUAUGAGGUUGUCGAAGACAAUAUUACAAGUAUUGGUACAAGUCCGGAAUGGACAUCUUUUAGAGACAACCUAGCUGAAACGUUAUUUAAUGAAUGGAGAGGCUCUUCAAGGAGAUAAUUUUAGGUUUGGCUCUGGGCAUUCACAAGCUUUUAAAUUGGCAGUCUCAAGCUUAUUGGUAUAAUUUUGAGUGACUUGAAAGUAAAGUGGGAGACAGAGAAGUUGAUCUUUGAGCAAAAUGCAGAGACAGAGAUAUCUCUGCUAAAACAGGAGAAGUUUCGGCUGCAAUCAGAGGUACUUUUAUUUCGAUGGAAAAAACCACUGGAAGAUGAUGAUGUUUAACUCUACAUUAUGGAAUAAUGCCUGCACGUGUUGCGGUUCUCCGGUGUUCUCAUAUUCACUUCCCAAAUUUUGUAUUUUAUUUGUAAAUUAUGAAGGAGAAUUGAUAGUGGCCAAAGUUUGGAUUUUAUUUGUAAAUUUGUAAUAUUUAUUAUAGUUGAUUUUAUACUAAUAAUUUGUGUAAUGAAAUGGGAAGUAUGCUAUUGAUAUGAAAUUAAUUAAUUUGUGUA
Daucus carota subsp. sativus is the source of this 2290-nucleotide messenger RNA. Its product is annotated as protein ALP1-like. Bases 642 to 1841 code for a protein of 399 amino acids. Lineage: Eukaryota; Viridiplantae; Streptophyta; Magnoliopsida; Apiales; Apiaceae. The record is from RefSeq and is a predicted model, not a curated record. The transcript has 7 exons.